GAGGCUUAGCGUUAGCGCUAAACCUCAAAAUAGUAAAGCGGUAAAUCGGCUCCUCCCACCGCCCCAACUCUGCCGCAACCGAUGAUCUCUUUCCUCUGCCAAUUUGGAAGCUAAAGCUGAAGAAAGAAGCAACCAUGGCCGCCCGUCCCCUUGUAUCCGUCUUUUCCCUUACGGGAGAGAAGUCUGGAGAGACUAAUCUCCCCAAUGUGAUGACCGCUCCGCUCCGUUCGGACAUUGUCCAGUUUGUUCAUUACAACAUGAACAAGAACAAGCGUCAAGCGUAUGCCGUUUCCAUCUAUGCCGGAAAGCAGGUGUCUGCCUCUUCUUGGGGUACUGGUCGUGCCGUUGCUCGUAUCCCCCGUGUUGGUGGAGGAGGUACCUCCCGCUCUGGACAGGGUGCUUUCGGUAACAUGUGUCGUGGAGGACGCAUGUUCGCUCCCACCAAGACCUGGCGCAAGUGGCACCGUCGCAUCAACACCACCCAGAAGCGAUACGCCGUUGCAUCUGCCUUGGCUGCCUCUGCUGUUCCCGCCUUGGUCAUGGCCCGUGGUCACAAGAUUGAUGAGGUACCUGAAGUUCCUCUUGUCAUGGACAGCGGCAUCGAAAAGACAUCCAAGACAUCUGCUGCCAAGGACAUUCUUGCCGCUGUGGGUGCCAUGGACGAUGUCGAGCAUGCUGGCGAAUCCAAGCAGAUCCGUGCUGGUAAGGGUAAGAUGCGUAAUCGUCGCUAUGUCCAACGCCGUGGACCUUUGGUCAUUUACAAGGAGAACGAUGGAAUUGAAAAGGCAUUCCGCAAUCUUCCCGGUUUGGAACUCUGCUCUGUCGACCGUUUGAACCUUUUGCAGUUGGCUCCUGGUGGACACAUGGGACGUUUCUGUGUUUGGUCUCAGGCUGCCUUGGAUGCUCUCGAUACUAUCUACGGAGACGAAGGAAAGCGCAUCCCCAACUGCUCCAUGACCAAUGCUGACCUGGCUCGUAUCAUCAACUCCGAUGAAGUGCAGUCCGUUGUCAACGCUCCCAAGGAUGGACAAAAGACCUAUGCUCCCAAAGCCAAUCCUCUUCGCAACAUUGAAGCAUUGGAGAAACUUGAUCCUUAUGCUGCCGAGAAGCGUCGUGCCCAACAGGAAGCCGAGACUCAACGUGAGAAGAACAAGGCUGCUGUCUUGGCCAAGAGGAAGGACCUGCGAAAGUCUCGCAAGGCCCACAAGAAGCAGAAGAAGGACUUUUACGAGAAGAUCUCCAAGCAGGGCGAUGUCUGCGAGAACGGAUUCAACCUCGCCUAAGGUCAUUGACUUAUCGGCUGUAUCUUGGCUUCUGCUGCACCUUGCUUCGCGCCUCAUAUAAAGAUAAUAGCGUUUGGCCUUUGUUUACACU
This is a messenger RNA of Seminavis robusta, 1374 nucleotides long. The record is from the annotation of a GenBank genome assembly. NCBI's taxonomy places the organism in Eukaryota, Bacillariophyta, Bacillariophyceae, Naviculales, Naviculaceae.